Lycium ferocissimum is the source of this 579-nucleotide messenger RNA. RefSeq lists its product as uncharacterized. The record is from RefSeq and is a predicted model, not a curated record. The transcript has 3 exons. NCBI's taxonomy places the organism in Eukaryota, Viridiplantae, Streptophyta, Magnoliopsida, Solanales, Solanaceae. The coding region runs from base 1 to 579 and encodes 192 amino acids.
AUGGGCUGCAGUAGAGAGAGAGCACUUCCUUCUACAGGCCCUAACGGGGCGGAGAGGGACGCCAUGUGGGAGGAGGAUGACUUUGAACUUCGAGUUCUCGAGGAAUCAUUCUCGGACUCUCCCCGGCAGGGGAGUCCCAGACGGCAGAGGGACCAGGGCCUACCUACUGAUAGGAAUGGUAACCCGAUGGAUCUUAAUGCUCGGCCCUCCCUCUCGUCGUUGUACAACGAAAUAGAGAGUUCCGACUCUUUACGAGCGCGGAAUCUCCAAUUGGGGGAGGAUCUGGAGCGAAUCCAUGAAAUGGAACGGAACCUCCAGAACGAGAGGGAUCCCGACCGUCGUCGGGAAGUAGCCGCGCGCAUAGAUCGGGAGGUGCGCGAGCUGGAGCGACAAAUUUCCUUCUGUCAAACCCGGGAUGCAGUUCGGGAUGAUCAACUGGACGUAUGGAGGGAGGGGCUUUAUGAGGAAUUAGCAACGCAAGGGGAGAAACAGGCCCGCCUUACGUUACUAAAUUCGUGGCUCAAGGUGUACAACAACCUUAACCGCACAAGCCUGGGCUGGGCCUACCUCCAUCCCUAG